Drosophila biarmipes is the source of this 3409-nucleotide messenger RNA. RefSeq names its product ABC transporter G family member 20 (gene osy). NCBI's taxonomy places the organism in Eukaryota, Metazoa, Arthropoda, Insecta, Diptera, Drosophilidae. The transcript is spliced from 9 exons. Gene Ontology annotation, molecular function: ABC-type transporter activity; ATP binding; ATP hydrolysis activity. The record is from RefSeq and is a predicted model, not a curated record. Gene Ontology annotation, cellular component: membrane. Bases 623 to 2956 code for a protein of 777 amino acids.
UUCGGUGGGCUGAUCAGUUGAAUUGACGUCGUCGGCGAGUCGAGAAGCCAAACGCGGAAACGCCUCAGUGAAUCAAGUGAACAGAGCCGAGAACCUGAGCUGAGUGUUAAGAAACCUUAAGUGUGGCUUUGCGCGCUCGGUGUUUAUUCGUCUUGACAUAAAUCAGAGCAAUUUGCAGAUCGCUUUUUUUCUGCCAGCUGCGUGGUGAGUGAGCCAACCUCAGCGGCGACUAUUGUGCAGUGCAGCUUUCAAAUCCAUCUCAGUGUGGUAAUUUUUCCGCUGGCUAAUUGUGCAAGUAAAACAAAAAUUCAAAACAACAACCACGCUUCGUCUAGUCGGCAAUAGUGCCUGUGCGUCUGUGUGUAUCUGUGUCCGCUCAAUCUUUGCUCAAUCGCAAUCUUUGGGCAUUGCCAAAACAGGUUAACUAAAAGCAAACGUGUUCUUUACGUUUCUGUUGACUUUGCCAGCCGCAAAGCCAAAAGUUAGUCAGCAAAAAACGAAAUAGAAACAAAUAAAAAUUCGAGGAAACCCAAUAGCACACAGUUCCUGCAAAUUCGUGGAGUAAAAGCAGCUGCUGCAGUCGAAGAACCUCGAGGAGCCCAGGAAACAGGACCGCCGCGAAAUGGACGCCGCUGCCGACGGAGUACCGCCAACGGCGCCAGCUGCCGCGGCGACGACGGCCAACAGCGAUCUGGACCUGGCGGCACGUCGGCGACUCUUCAUCUCACAGCCCUCGACGCUGGCGACGCGCCGCCAGCAGGCGGUUUGUGUGCGGCGGGCCCACAAGAUGUACGGCAGCAGCAAGAACCCCAACGUCGUCCUCGACGGGCUGAACAUGACAGUGCCCAAGGGAUCCAUAUACGGUCUUCUGGGAGCCUCUGGAUGUGGGAAAACCACGCUGCUGAGCUGCAUCGUCGGUCGACGUCGCCUCAACUCUGGCGAGAUUUGGGUGCUCGGCGGACGACCCGGAUCGCGCGGUUCCGGUGUGCCAGGACCCCGGAUUGGCUAUAUGCCACAGGAGAUAGCCCUUUACGGCGAGUUCACGAUGCGUGAGACCUUAAUCUACUUCGGCAUCAUUUCGGCGAUGCCCAAAAGCGACAUCGAGGAUCGCACAGAAUUCCUGCUCAAAUUGCUCAAUUUGCCAAAUGCCUCCAAAUUUGUCAAGAAUCUGAGUGGCGGCCAGCAGCGCCGAGUGAGUCUGGCCGUGGCCCUGCUCCACGAGCCGGAGCUCCUCAUCCUGGACGAGCCCACGGUGGGCGUGGACCCCGUUUUGCGACAGAGCAUAUGGGAUCAUUUGGUGGACAUUACGAAAAAUGGUCACACUACUGUGAUAAUCACCACGCAUUACAUCGACGAGUGUGCCCAGGCGCAUAUGAUUGGUCUCUUGCGUGGUGGCAAAAUGCUGGCAGAGGAGUCCCCGGAUUAUCUGAGGCAGCAAUAUAGUGCCGACUCUCUGGAGGAUGUCUUCCUGAAGCUCUCCGUCUUGCAGAACAUGGGAAAGCGCCGACGAUCGUCGAUAGCUCAGGAAAUUGUGGAACAGGUGACGGUACCGGCAAUCUCCAAUCCCGCCUUGGACAUGUCCGAUGAGCAGCACGCCGCCGAAAUUUCCGGAGAAUUCGGAGAUAACAUUUCCAUGUCCUCGGCUGCCCGAGAUCCGAUCAGUACCACCGCCCCCGCAGCUCCUCCGCUGCCUCCUCCCCAGGAGACACCCACUUCCUUCUGGUACAACCUCCAUGUUAUGCAGUCGCAUCACCUGCACGCCCUCAUCUGGAAGAACUUCUUGUGGAUGAUGCGCAACGUGGGGGUGAUGCUGUUCAUCGUGGGCCUGCCGGUGGUGCAGAUACUGCUCUUCUGCUACGCCAUCGGCCAUGAUCCCACUGGCCUCAAAUUGGCCGUGGCGAAUCACGAGAUGUCGGGGGAAAUGAUUAUGGAACAAUUCUGUCCAGUGCACACCGGAUGCAAUCAGACGAUGCUGAGCUGCCGUUAUCUCGAUAUGCUGGUCAAGAACAAGAGCAUGGUUGUGAAAUAUGUGACCGACGAUGAGAUGGCCUACGAAGAAGUGAGGAAAGGCAAAGCCUGGGCGGCUCUAGUGAUCCAAUCGAACUAUACAGCUUCUCUGAUGGAACGCGUAGAAGAUGGUCGCUAUGCAGAGGAUGGCACUAUUGAGGCCUCCGAUCUGGCAGUGCGCAUGGAUUGGUCCAACCAACAAAUCUCCCAGCUGCUGUACCGCGAUCUCCAGUACACCUUCUUCAACUUUGUGGGCGACAUGCUGAGCGCCUGUGAUGUCAACCCCAAACUGGGACGUGUGCCCGUGGACUUCCAGGAGCCCGUAUACGGCUACCGCAAUCCCAACUUCACGGACUUUGCUGCCCCGGGCGUCAUCCUGACCAUCAUCUUCUUCCUGGCCGUGGCUGUUACCUCGGGAGCCAUGUUGAUCGACCGGAAUGAAGGCAUGUUGGAGCGGUGUUUGGUGGCUGGGAUCACGGGUCCUGAGAUCCUCCUCUCCCAGGUGGUCACCCAGUUUACGGUGAUGCUGAGCCAGACCAUCUUCGUGCUGAUAGUUAGCUUUUACUUCUUCGAACUGACCUUGGUGGGAAAUAUUUGGCUAGUGGUGGCCCUAUGCAUUCUGAAUGGACUGUGCGGCAUGAGCUUUGGAUUUGUCAUUUCCUGUGCCGUGGAUACGGAGAGAACUGCCACAUAUGUGGCCAUGGGCUCCUUCCUGCCCAUCGUUAUGCUGUGCGGCAUUAUCUGGCCCAUCGAGGGCAUGUUCCCACUGCUACAGUUCUUCACAGCCUUCCUGCCCCUCACGAAACCCACGGAGUCCAUGAGGUCCAUCCUGCAGCGCGGCUGGGGCAUCGACAAUCCCGUCGUCUACAACGGCUUCAUUUCGAUUUCCUCCUGGGUUCUGGUAUUCCUCGUACUUACCAUCCUGCUGCUCAAGUUCAAGAAGGGUUAGGGCCUAAUCUGGGUUUAUCCAAGCCAGGAAAAGUGUGAUGAUACAUUGGAGGUCAAAUAUCCAUAAAGAAAGUCAAAAUUGUAUAUUACCCCAGCCAGAAGCCUUAGCUUAGCUUUGUUUCUCUAAAUCUUCCUAGCCCCAAUAUCACACUUUUCCUGUUUCCAUUUCUUAUGAUUUUACUAGGUUUUAAGGGUAGACUUACGCUCUCUUAGCCAGUAAUUAGUGCUUAGUCCUAGCCCUCCUCCACUGGCAAAUAGGUUCCGGAUCACCACUACCACUAAGUAUGGAAAUUGUUGUGCCUUGUAGUAUAAGCCUUCCCAUUUCAUCUUCUAUACACUCUCAUAGCAACCAUUCACCGCACAAAAGACGACAUCGAAACAUUCUAUUUAUGUUGUAAGCUUGUGAACGAAAUUCCGAAAGUUUGAAUAAAUUGAUAGAAAAACUUUGCCGAGA